AUGGCUUCUUCUCCUUCUUACAAAGCUAUCAUCAUCACCACACUAGCAAUCCUAUUCGUGUUCCUAAGGAGCUCCAAAGCUGAUCUUUCGAGCGAUGUUCGGAAAGUAUAUCCUAAAUGUCCGCAACUUUUCGACAUUGUGGGAAGUGUCAUGGAACAAGAAAUUCAAAAGGAUCCACGAACAGGCGCCUCUUUACUUCGCUUGCAUUUCCACGAUUGUUUUGUCGGUGGAUGCGAUGCAUCAGUCCUUCUAAAAGACACAUCGACUUUCACGGGAGAGCAAUCCGCGACUCCCAAUAAGAACUCCAUUAGAAAACUUGAAGUAAUCGACCAAAUCAAGUCGGUGGUAGAGAACGCAUGCCCAGGAUUGGUCUCUUGUGCUGAUAUCUUGGCCAUUGCUGCUCGGGAUGCUAUUAAAAUCCUUAGCUACUAUCAACUUCGUUACGAUGUGGAGAUCGGACGAUUAGACUCCAAAACCGCAAACAGAACUGCAGCAAAUAACUUGAUUCCUCCUCCGACUUCGAAUAUCGAUGCCCUUAUCAACAACUUCAAAAACCAUGGCCUUAACGAAACGGACCUUGUUCUUCUCUCAGGUGCUCACACGAUUGGGCAAGCAAGAUGCACGAGCUUCAAGGGUCGGUUAUACAACGAGACCAACAGCCUCGACGAAACAUUCGCCAAAUAUCUACGCAAAAACUGCUCGCCAGAUGAUAAUAAAACCGGAAACAACACGGCCAAUUUGGAUUACCAAACGCCAUCCACUUUUGACAAUAGGUAUUACCAAAACAUCAUCGACAAGAAGGAUCUCCUCCACUCGGAUCACCAAUUGCUCAAUAACAGUGUCACCGUAAAUCUCGUUAAAAAAUAUAGCAAUGAUAUCAAUGAAUUUUACCAAGCUUUCGGUCAAGCGAUGAUCAAAAUGGGCCGCCUUAACGGUACCACAGGAGAGAAGAAGAAGAAGGAGAUGGAGAUAAGGAAAGUGUGUUCGAAGCGGAAUUAG
Molecule: messenger RNA, 999 nt
Organism: Striga hermonthica
Lineage: Eukaryota; Viridiplantae; Streptophyta; Magnoliopsida; Lamiales; Orobanchaceae
Source: the annotation of a GenBank genome assembly